AUGGCUCUAAUUGAAGAAACCAUGGAAAUUGACCCCGUGGUGGUGGUGGUGGUGGUGGUGGAGGAGGAGGAGGAUGGUAGAAGCAGAGCGAAAACUCUGCAACCACAGGAACUUCCCCCCAACAGAGGAAAAGAUAAUAGGAAGAAGGAACAUGAAACCUACUUAGCAGGAUUUGAGCUUAUUGAGCAUGGAUACCGUCACCUAGUAGAUAAGAGAGGUGAUAGUAUCUAG
Nannizzia gypsea CBS 118893 is the source of this 231-nucleotide messenger RNA. RefSeq lists its product as hypothetical. The transcript has 2 exons. The record is from RefSeq and is a predicted model, not a curated record. Bases 1 to 231 code for a protein of 76 amino acids. NCBI's taxonomy places the organism in Eukaryota, Fungi, Ascomycota, Eurotiomycetes, Onygenales, Arthrodermataceae.